This is a messenger RNA of Durotheca rogersii, 3157 nucleotides long. RefSeq names its product glycosyltransferase family 39 protein. Gene Ontology annotation, molecular function: dolichyl-phosphate-mannose-protein mannosyltransferase activity. The coding region runs from base 593 to 2821 and encodes 742 amino acids. Gene Ontology annotation, biological process: protein O-linked glycosylation via mannose. NCBI's taxonomy places the organism in Eukaryota, Fungi, Ascomycota, Sordariomycetes, Xylariales, Xylariaceae. Gene Ontology annotation, cellular component: membrane; endoplasmic reticulum. The record is from RefSeq and is a predicted model, not a curated record. The transcript has 7 exons.
GAAAGAAAGAAAGAAAAAAAAAAGCCACGAGUCCAAGUUGAGGCAUGGAAAUCCACCGCCGGGCAGGUGGUGCCGACUGCCUAGGCAUGCUAGGUGCUUGCCUGGGAAUCGGAGCCGAACCAUACCACGCGGCCUAGGUAGAGCUACUCGUAAAGCGCAUGCGUGUUGGGCGCACGACGUAGUAGCAGGUACUUGUCGUAUUUCCCCUACCAUCAUACGUCGUCCUACACGUAACUCGUCUUGAUCCUGUUAUACGCCACGCAAACCUCCUCGUCCACCUCUCUGCUUCUCCUCGACAACCCUUCUUUCGACGAUCCCGCUCACCUUGUCUUCUCCGGGCCACGAUUGCCGCUCCUGUUCUUUAUCCGCGGCAGCGAUGCUCUGCUCUUGUCAUCUUUGACCCAAUCUAAUUGAUUCUCUUCGGGUCCCUCCUUUUUCUUGUCUCGUUUUUUUCCUCUUCGCCUCGUCAGCCUCAUCCGCCCCGAGCUGUCUGCCACUCGUUCCAACCCUUUUUUUAUUACUCUGCAGCCCUCUUUCCCUCUCCGUCUUCCACCGCGAGGGGAUCCCGCUUCCGCGGUCGCGGCGUACCGUCAUGGCCGAUCAGCAGGCCGCAGUCGCGUCCGGCGUCGAUCCCGGCGACGCUGCUCGCCGCCGCAAUGUACCCGGUUCCGCCGCUGUGCCCGUAGCGCGGCAGCCCGAGCUCGACGAGAAGAAGGUCCUCGCGAAGGGCAAGCAACCCUCCGUGCUGCAAGUCCUCGACCAGUGGGAGUUCAUCAUCGCACCCCUGAUCUUCACAGCCCUGGCAGCCUUUACGCGUCUAUGGAAGAUCGGUCUCAGCCCAAUUGUCACUUGGGAUGAAGCCCACUUCGGCAAGUUCGGAUCGCAUUACAUCAAACGCGAAUUGUUCUUCGACGUUCACCCCCCCCUUGGUAAAAUCCUCGUCGGACUAUCCGGAGUGCUCGCUGGCUACAAUGGGUCCUUCGAAUUCAAGUCGGGAGAGACGUACCCCGAAGAGCUCGACUACACCUUCAUGCGAGCCUUCAAUGCCUUCUGGGGGAUCCUGUGCAUCCCGCUGGCCUACUAUACUGCGAAGGAGUUGAACUUGAAGCGACCCGCCGUCUGGCUGGUGACGCUUAUGGUUCUGUGCGAGAACUCGUACACGACAAUUAGUCGAUUCAUCCUUCUGGAUUCUAUGCUCCUCUUCGGUACUGUCGCCACUGUCUUUUGCUGGUCCAAGUUCCACCGUCAGCAGAAGUCGAGCUUCGAGCCCGAGUGGUUCUUCUGGUUAUUCAUGACGGGACUUAGCCUGGGAUUCGUCUGCAGCAUUAAGCUCGUCGGACUCUUUGUCACCGCCCUCGUCGGCCUCUACACGAUCGAGGAUCUCUGGAACAAGUUUGGCAACACCAAGAUGCCCGUCCUGGUGCUCGCCGGCCAUUUCAGUGCUCGAGUUGUCGGCCUGAUCGUCGUCCCGCUGCUGGUGUACCUCCUCUCUUUUGCGCUGCAUUUCGCCAUCCUGACGAGGAGCGGCCCCGGCGACGCUCAGAUGAGCUCCCUCUUCCAAGCUAACCUGGAGGGCAGCGAAAUUGGGCGGAACUCCCCCCUAGAGGUUGCCAUUGGUUCCAAGGUGACGCUGAAGAACAUGGGUUACGGUGGUGGUUUGCUCCACAGUCACGUUCAGACCUACCCGGAGGGCUCGACUCAACAGCAGGUUACCUGCUACCACCAUAAAGAUGCCAACAAUGACUGGUGGUUCUACCCCAACCGUACGGAUCGGGAUUACGACGCCGAGGAAGAGCCGCGAUUCAUUGGGAACGGGGAUGUCAUUCGCUUGAUUCACUCUCAGACCGGACGAAACCUCCACACUCAUGAUAUCGCGGCUCCGGUCACCAAGAGCCAGAAGGAGGUCUCUGCAUACGGUAACCUCACCGUCGGCGAUGACAAGGACCACUGGCAGAUCGAAGUCGUGAAGGACGUUGCUUCUCGCGACAAGAGUAGGAUUCGGACUCUGACUACCGCUUUCAGGCUGAGGAACCCCGUGAUGGGUUGUUAUCUGCGAGCUGCCAACGUCAACCUCCCUCAGUGGGGUUUCAAACAGAUCGAAGUGACCUGCGACAAGAACAACAACCCUCGUGAUGCUUUCACCCACUGGAAUGUCGAGGCUCACACGAACGAGAAGCUUCCCCCCGCAGACCCGGGCAAGUACAAGUCUCCGUUCUUCCACGACUUCAUUCACCUGAACGUGGCCAUGAUGACUUCCAACAACGCCCUCGUCCCCGAUCCCGACAAGCAAGAUGACCUUGCUUCCCAAUGGUGGCAGUGGCCCAUCCUCAAUGUCGGCUUGCGCAUGUGCGGUUGGGAUGACAAGAUUGUCAAAUACUUCCUCCUUGGCAAUCCCUUCAUAUACUGGGCCUCAACCGCAUCGCUCGGCGCCGUCGGCCUAGUCACGGUUUGGUACAUUCUCCGCUGGCGACGAGGCUUCGAGGACUUGUCGCAGGAGGAUAUCGACCAGAUCCACUACUCUGGGCUCUACCCUAUUCUGGGAUGGUUCCUUCACUACCUCCCCUUCGUCAUCAUGGCCCGUGUCACCUAUGUUCACCAUUAUUACCCCGCCCUGUAUUUCGCCAUCCUGAGCCUCGGCUUCCUCGUCGACUGGACUUUGCGGAACCAGAAGAAGGCGAUCCAGUACACCAUCUACGGAAUUCUGUACUCCGUCAUCAUCGGUCUCUACAUCUACUUUAUCCCGAUCUGCUGGGGCAUGACGGGCAGCAACAAGAACUACAGCUACAUGAAGUGGUUCGAUACAUGGCGUGUCUCCGAUUAAAGCGACUAGAGAGACGGAUCAACGUCCUUUUGCUCGGACGCGCGAAGGGGUAGGACCGUUGGCCGAGUCGAAGUAAGGCUAGGGUACGCUCGGCUUACCCGGGCCCUCGUAAAGGAGGGAAGUGAGAGAGAGGCUGGGACAUUUCAUAUAGACCAUACUGCACCCGGCUUUACCAGGCAAUGGAUAGCCAGCCACCCAUUGUCCUUGACGAUAACAAGCUCCCAUCUCCUCUUAUUUACCCUCUCUCUCUCUCUCUCUCGCUCUCUCUUUAUAGUAUCGGGUGUAAUGAUAUGAGGAGAGCUUUCUUUUUUGGUUGCAUAAAAAAGAUUUUUUGCA